CACGGAUAAAAAAGGAGCGCUUCGAGCCGUUCUGCACAUUCACUCUCGGACCUUCCUCCAGGACCUUUGUCUGUUGUAACCCCGCAGGAUUAUCACACUACAGAAACAAUGGACGCUAUUACUGCGCAGUGUGGGAUUAUUUCCCCCGGAGGACAAGCUGCAGACAGUCACAGUGGGGCUGUGAUGUGGAGACCGUGGGACACACCGUGUGGACAGAACGAGGCACACAAGUUGAACUCCAACCAUGGGGAACUUCACGAUGCAAAGCACUCCAAGAACUUGCCCAUCACACAUCCAGUCAAGUUGUACUGGCCGAAAUCCAAAUGUUUUGACUAUCUGUACCAAGACGCCGAGGUGCUGCUGAGUAACUACCCAGUCCAGGCCACCAUCUGCCUGUAUCAGGAGGGGGGCAGCGGGGACGAGGGGUCCAGCGGGGACGAGGAGUCCAGCGGGGACGAGUGCUCCAGUUGGGGAGAACUCAGUGACGAAGAGGAGGAUUUCGAAAUGGGGAUGAAUUAA
Messenger RNA from Gadus morhua (Atlantic cod), 519 nucleotides. Its product is annotated as protein ripply2-like. Lineage: Eukaryota; Metazoa; Chordata; Actinopteri; Gadiformes; Gadidae. Gene Ontology annotation, biological process: embryonic pattern specification; negative regulation of transcription by RNA polymerase II. Gene Ontology annotation, cellular component: nucleus. The transcript has 3 exons. The record is from RefSeq and is a predicted model, not a curated record. Bases 109 to 519 code for a protein of 136 amino acids.